AGCAGAAUGAAAAAGAAACCCUCGCAAGAAGCCAGUAAUGCAUUCGUCUGCCCCGAGUGCGGCAAGAGUUUCACACAUAAAGGACACUUCAACGAACAUGUGAAGAUCCACUCUGGAGUCAAGCCUUUCAGCUGCCCUCACUGUCAGAAGAGCUUCACCUGUAGAGGACACCUGAAGCGCCACAUUCGCAUCCACACCGGCGAGCGUCCAUACGCUUGCGAUCAGUGCGGGAAGAGCUUCAAGUGCGCCACCAACCUCAAAGACCACCAGCGCUCGCACUCGGGAGAACGGGCUUUCAGAUGCCAGCAGUGCGGGAAGAGCUUCAUUCUGGCGUCCAACCUGAAGGCGCACCUGAAGAUCCACACUGACGAGAAGCCGUACAUUUGCGGCGUCUGCGGGAAGGGCUUUCUGCGACUGGGCUGCUUCAGCGAUCACCAGAAGAUCCACUCGGGCGAGCGAGCGAGCGCACAUGUGCUUCGAGUGCGGAGACACGUUCACCAGAUCCAGCGCUCUGAAGCAGCACCAGAAGAUCCACAGCGGAGAGAGACCCUACAGCUGCUCGCACUGCGGGGAAGGGCUUUACUCACUCGGGAGCGCACACCGAAGAGAGACCCUACCUCUGCACCGCCUGCGGGAGGAGCUUCACUCAGUCCAGCGAUCUGCAGAACCACAGAAAGAAGCCCUGUCCCAUGCUGCCUCGCUCCAGUGCAAACACUGUGUAAAGACUAGAUGCAAUCUGACGGGGAUGUAACGAUAUCGAUAUGAGAUUAUUGCGAUAUGAAGUCCGUGUUAGGAUAUUUAUUGCAAUAUUUUUAAAAAUAAAGACAAAUUUGUAUGUUUUAACGUUGCAUUAUUCUAUCUAAUGCUCUUUGAAAGUUCAAAAUUACCCAUUAACUUUCACCCCCCCAUUUUUUAAAAUAGGCA
This is a messenger RNA of Sinocyclocheilus rhinocerous, 924 nucleotides long. RefSeq names its product gastrula zinc finger protein XlCGF7.1-like. NCBI's taxonomy places the organism in Eukaryota, Metazoa, Chordata, Actinopteri, Cypriniformes, Cyprinidae. Gene Ontology annotation, molecular function: DNA-binding transcription factor activity, RNA polymerase II-specific. The record is from RefSeq and is a predicted model, not a curated record. The coding region runs from base 7 to 729 and encodes 240 amino acids. Gene Ontology annotation, cellular component: nucleus. The transcript is spliced from 2 exons. Gene Ontology annotation, biological process: regulation of transcription by RNA polymerase II.